UUGUCCGACGUCUCCAGGAUAUUUGAUCCUCUCGGACUCUUGGCACCCAUUGUAAUACAGUUUAAGAUUAUCUUCCAAAAACUCUGGCUCUUAAACUUGGAUUGGGAUGACCCACUUCCAACUAAACUAGCGGACAACUGGCUGAAGUGUAGAGAAGAUCUAGACACUCUACAAAAAUUCCAACUACCACGCUUCGUUGCCAACGACGCAGACAAUAUCGAACUUCACGGAUUUUCGGAUGCCUCAACCAAGGCGUAUGCUGCUGUGGUGUACAGCAGAGUUACAAAUGACGACGGAUCCAUCUCGGUGUCCCUUGUGGCUGCGAAGACAAGGGUGGCGCCACUGAAACAACAAUCCUUGCCACGCCUGGAGCUUUGCGCAGCACUUCUUCUGAGCCAACUCAUUCGUUCGAUCUCCUCUGGAUUACGCCACAAGAACAUAACUGUUUUUGCCUGGUCCGACUCAUCAAUAGUGCUGUCCUGGUUAUCUUAUGCACCAGCCCAACUAAAGACUUUUGUUGGAAACAGAACCUCGGAAAUCCUUGACACUCUUCCUAGGAAGGCCUGGCGGCACGUAGACUCCAAAUCAAACCCAGCUGACUGCGCUUCCAGAGGUCUGAUGGCUGCUGACCUCAUCGACUUCCAUUUGUGGUGGAAUGGACCUUUGUGGCUACGGGACCAGGAUCAAUACCUGGUAAAGUUGAACGAUUCACGUUUUGGUUUAUCUCUUUCAGACAAACGCAUUCAAGGAGAAGUCAAGUCCAACUGUUUGGCUACAGUGGCUGUUGCAACUCAGGUUCAUCCACUGGAUGAGCUGAUCGCACGAGUUUCUUCUUGGCUCAAGCUAGUUCACAUUGUAGCCUAUGUGAAGCGAUUCAUUCAAUGCACACAAAACCCGUCCUGCGAUAGGGCCUCAAAAGCUCUUACAUUCGAAGAGAUUAAGGCAGCAAGGAUCAUUUGUAUAAAACACGCGCAGCAUUGUUUCCACGAGGACUAUCAAUUACUCCUUGCCAAGAAACCCCUAAGGAACCGAUCGCAGCUGGUCAAACUUGCACCAAUGAUAGACGAAAACGAUUUGCUGAGGGUAGGCGGAAGACUGCACCAAUCGCAGUUGUCACGAGAGGCAAAACACCCAGUUUUGCUACCAAAAACGCACCGAAUCUCGAAGCUGAUUCUGGAACACGAGCACCGAGUAAAUCUUCACCCUGGCGUUUCUUCCUUGUUUGUAAUCGUUCGUCAGAGAUUCUGGAUACUUGGAGCACGUAAUCUCAUUCGCAGAAUCACACACGACUGUUUAUCCUGCUUUCGUCAACGCCACCACACCGCCCAACAACAAAUGGCUGAUUUACCCAGCGUGCGUGUCACUCAAGCCCUUCCAUUUGUCAAUACUGGUUGCGACUAUGCAGGUCCAAUCCUUCUAAAGGAUGCCAAAGUUCGGAAGCCACGUAUCAGCAAGGGCUACAUUUGCCUGUUCGUAUGUAUGGUCACCUCGGCCAUACACCUGGAACUUGUCACAGACCUGACAACAGAAACCUUCUUGGCUGCCUUGCGCCGCUUCACAUCCCUACGUGGCAAGUGUAGCAAAAUCUACAGCGAUAACGGAACAAACUUUGUUGGAGCUAAGCGAUCCCUCAACGAAAUGCAAGAAUUGCUUUCAUCACAACGACAUAAGGACAUCGUCACAUCCACUCUGGCGGAUGAUGGAAUCCAGUGGGUACUCAUUCCCCCUAGAGCUCCUCAUUGGGGAGGGAAAUGGGAGUCGGCAGUUCGCUGUGUCAAACUGCAUCUGCGCCGAGUCACCGGCAACUCAACGCUCACCUUCGAACAGAUGCGCACCUUGCUUGCUCAAAUCAGCGCAGUGAUAAAUUCACGCCCCUUAUGCUACACAUCGGAUACCGAAGACAACUACUUAUCACCCGCCCACUUCUUAAUUGGGCGACCGUUAACAACCGUGCCAGAUCCUGACUUAAGCCACAUCCCUGUGGGUCGAUUAGGAUAUUGGCAAAGCAUCCAGGCUAUGCUUCAAGGAUUCUGGAAGAAAUGGCACCAGGAGUAUCUGACUACUCUGCAACAACGUCCGAAAUGGACCACUUCAACACCUAACCUCUCGAUCGAUGAUGUAGUUCUCGUUAAGGAGUCCAAUACGCCACCAGCAUCUUGGCACAUCGCACGGGUUAUGGAAACCUAUCCAGGGAAGGACAACCUCGUUCGAGCAGUCAAGCUGAAGACAUCAACAGGAGAGAUGACCAGGCCAAUCACGAAGAUUGCCGUCUUGCCCAGUUCAGAAACUGUGUUUCAGGGCGGGCCGGGAUGUUCCUGAACGGUUGCAGUCUUUAAUAACCUCUCAUCAUUAGGCGCAUAAUGCCAUCUCUAUCCUAUGUAAUAUAAUAUCGAUAUACAUAUAUAUAUACCAUUUUUCGAUUCUGGCAACGCUGCUACGACAGCGUCUUUUUGUGAAAUUCAUAUCAGUAUCAAAUAGGCUUCGAAACCGUCAAGAAUAAAAAUCACAUACAGUCCACACACAAAUCGUUUAUAUUUCUAACCAACAUGAAUAUAUAAAGAAGAGCAUAUCUAUAAUCCGCAGCUUUUCUCCACCGACAUUGCUACUCAAGAAUUCUGACGAGCACUCACCUCAUCACAGGCGGAGCAGCGAG
Molecule: messenger RNA, 2653 nt
Organism: Drosophila suzukii
Lineage: Eukaryota; Metazoa; Arthropoda; Insecta; Diptera; Drosophilidae
Source: RefSeq, a predicted model, not a curated record